This is a messenger RNA of Corticium candelabrum, 483 nucleotides long. RefSeq lists its product as uncharacterized. The transcript has a single exon. NCBI's taxonomy places the organism in Eukaryota, Metazoa, Porifera, Homoscleromorpha, Homosclerophorida, Plakinidae. Bases 1 to 483 code for a protein of 160 amino acids. The record is from RefSeq and is a predicted model, not a curated record.
AUGAGACUGCUGGACUUUGCUGAUGCUUAUGAGCUGGUAGUUACGAACACUCUCUUUCAGCACAAACACAUUCAUACUGCCAAUUGGUAUCCUCCCAGUGGUUGUUUGCAGCCAAGCGUGAAAGAUUUUAUUUUGGUCAAGCAUCGUAUGAGGUCCAUGGUUUAUGACACCAGAGUAAAACGAGGGCCUGAUUUCAAAAGUGAUCAUAAAUUAGUCGUUAGUAAGCUGGUAUUGAAACUAAAAAAGCCAAAGAACAUGAAACAAGCAAACAGUCUAAGGAGAGAUGUCCGGGGAGAUCCAAAAGCCCUCGGCGAAUACAGGGUUAGUAUAACUGCCAAGUUUUUGCAAAGAUCUAGUGACACUGUUGAAGAUAACUGGUCUGAAUUUCGCAAACCAGUUGUGGAUUCAGCAAAAGAACAUCUUGUAGCACCAAGAAGGGCAAAGAACAGUUGGAUUUCAGAGCAAAAUUUUAGAGCUGAUUGA